AUGUCUAAUACGGAUUGGGAUUCGAAAACAGUAAUCGGUCGUGCAGUUCGUCCUGGCACCACUGGUGUUUCUGGUGUCCCUACAGCUUAUGAACGAGCUAAACAAGUCGGAGCAAUUACUGAAAACGAUCGUAAAGUUACUGCCGGUACGAACAAAGGUCAUGUUGGCACUGAUCAUCAACGUAUUGCCAAGCUGGAUCGAGAAAAUGAAGUAGCUCCACCUCCAAAAGUUCCCCCCACAGUCGGAAAGACAAUCGGCCAGAGAAGACAAGAGUUGAAAUUAACCCAGAAGGAUCUGGGUACAAAGAUCAACGAGAAACCUCAAGUCGUACAGGAAUACGAGGCUGGAAAAGCCGUCCCCAACCCUCAGAUCUUGGCAAAGAUGGAAAGGGCUUUGGGAGUUAAGCUUAGAGGAAAAGACAUUGGUGCACCUUUGGGUGGGCCGAAGAAGAAGUAA
Molecule: messenger RNA, 456 nt
Organism: Ustilago hordei
Lineage: Eukaryota; Fungi; Basidiomycota; Ustilaginomycetes; Ustilaginales; Ustilaginaceae
Product: putative MBF1 - multiprotein bridging factor mediates GCN4-dependent transcriptional activation
Exons: 1
Coding region: 1-456 (151 amino acids)
Cellular component (GO): nucleus
Molecular function (GO): DNA binding
Source: RefSeq, a predicted model, not a curated record